Molecule: messenger RNA, 4684 nt
Organism: Delphinapterus leucas (beluga whale)
Lineage: Eukaryota; Metazoa; Chordata; Mammalia; Artiodactyla; Monodontidae
Source: RefSeq, a predicted model, not a curated record
AUGGCCUACAUUUGGUGUUGGAUGGCCAUCCGAAGAUUCACUCCGCGGAACGAAACAAAGAGACAUCAUACUCGCUCAAGGAGACAAAUCAAGGAAUCAGCCCAAACCAUCCUCGCCUUGCGUCAACAGCCUCCCCGACCGGGGGAAGCGCAACCCUUUCUUACAUACACGCCAUUUUCUACUACUGAUCUUUAUAAUUGGAAAUUGCAAAAUCCUCCCUUUUCAGAGAAACCACAGGCCUUGAUUUCUCUUCUGGAGACGUUUUUGUUACAACCCACUUGGGAUGAUUGUCAACAGCUGUUACAGGUUUUAGUUACUACCGAGGAGAGGGAAAAGAUUCGGAGGGAAGCCCGAAAACAGGUUUUGGGACCAGACGGGCGACCAACUGAGAAUCUAAACCUCAUUGAGACUGUCCUCCCGACAACCAGGCCAGACUGGCACCCCAAUACAGAGCAGGGGCGGGGGGGGCAGGCCCUUGCCCGUUUUCGCCAGGCUCUGUUGACAGGACUUCGGGUGGAGGCACGGGAGCCAACUAACAUGUCUAAGGUCACUGAAGUUACUCAGGGACAAAUGGAGUCCCCAUCAGCCUUUUUGGAAACCUACCGAUUAUGGACUCCUAUCGAUCCCGAGGUCCCUGAGAAUAGACGGGCUGUUAACUUGGCCUUCGUGGCCCAAUCCGCCCCAGAUAUUAGGAAGAAAUUACAAAAACUAGAUGGAUUUGAAGGGAAAAAUUUGUCAGAAUUGGUGGAAAUAGCCUUAAAAAUUUAUAACAACCAAAAUAAGACAAUUGAGGCAGACACAGGAGCCACCUUUUCGGUUUUACAAACUGACUCUGGACCAAAAUUGCCCGGUACCACCCUUGUACAGGGGGCUACUGGAACCCAGCAAUGCUCCUGGACUGCUAACCGCAAGGUGGACUUAGGCAGACAAAUAGUCACCCACUCCUUCCUAGUCAUGCCUGACUGCCCAUAUGAAGGCCUCUUGGGACGAGACUUAUUGCAGCUGUUAAAAGCCAGUAUCAAGUUUGACAAAGGCGGCUUCAAAUUUGCUUUCGGACCAGACAGGAUACCCACAAUUUUAAUUACGGUCCCUUUGCAAGAGGAAGGACUGCUAUUGGGGCCGGACUGCCCUGAAACUGACCCCCUUAUUGCUGAAUUAAAACAGGAAUUCCCCACAGUAUGGGCUGAAAACCAUCCCUUUGGGGGAACGGCACAUAGAGUGCCUGUGGUCAUUGAAGUGAAGGCGGGAGCCUGCCCCAUUCAGUUACGGCAGUAUCCUAUGAAUGACCGAGCCAGGGGGGGAAUUACCCCUCACAUCGAACGGCUCUUGAAGGAAGGAAUCCUAGACCCCUGCCAUUCCCCAUGGAAUACCCCCCUUCUCCCUGUGAAGAAACCUAAUAGUAAUGACUAUAGACCUGUUCAAGAUUUGCGGGCAGUAAAUGACAGGGUGGCUGACAUACACCCUACGGUUCCAAAUCCAUAUACGCUUUUAAGCCUACUUCUUCCACAACGCAAAGUGUACUCUGUGCUUGAUUUGAAAGAUGCCUUCUUUUCCAUUCCUUUGGCACCUGUAAGCCAACCGCUAUUUGCAUUUGAAUGGACAAAUGAAACGGGACAACCAACCCAAUUGACUUGGACUCAACUAACCCAAGGAUUUAAAAACUCCCCUACCCUUUUUAGUACGGCUUUACAAUGUGAUUUACAGCCUUUCCACAACCAAUUCCCUGAGGUGACUCUUUUGCAAUACGUGGAUGAUUUACUCAUAGCAGGGGAGACAUUUAAGAAAUGUUUAAAGGGGACAAAAGGACUAAUAAAAUUGCUACAGGAACUUGGUUAUAAAAUCUCUACGAGAAAAGCUCAGAUUUGCCGAAAUCAGGUGACUUAUUUGGGGUAUAUUUUGAAGGACGGACAGAGAUGGCUGGGGAAAUCACGAACACAGGCCAUACUGGCGCUCCCUGAGCCUAAGACCAGGAGAGAACUCAGGGAAUUCCUGGGCACAGCCGGAUACUGCCGUCUAUGGAUACCACGCAUUGCCGAAUUGGCCAAGCCCUUAUAUGGCAUUAAAAGGAACCACUAUAGAGAUUGGACAGAAAAGCGGGCCGCUGCCUUUAGGAACAUCAAGGAGGCUUUGACCUCACCCCCAGCCCUAGCACUCCUAAAUCCAAAUAAACCAUUUGAACUUUUCAUCGACGAGCGGUCGGGAGUAGCUAGAGGGGUGCUAACCCAAAGACUAGGUCCCUGGCGCAGACCCAUAGCAUAUCUCUCUAAACAGCUGGAUCCUGUGGCCUCUGGCUGGCCACCCUGUGUAAGGCAGAUAGCUGCCACUGCCUUGCUGGUACGAGAUACUAAUAAACUGACUAUGGGACAGAACUUAAAUGUCUUUACUCCUCAUGCAGUUGAAACUUUGCUGCGUAUCCCACCUAAGCGCUGGCUCUCUAAUACUCGAAUAGUACAAUAUCAGGCAUUACUCCUGGACCAACACAGGAUAACUCUGGAAAUUACAUCAACAUUGAAUCCAGCAACUCUCUUGCCGACCACGGUUCAAUCAUCAGAAGAAAAAGAUUUCCAGCCCCACAAAUGCUUAUCAGCCCUUCAGACCUACACUACCCCGCGAUCUGAUUUGACUGACAUUCCACUCCAAAAUCCUCAAUUGACUCUUUUCACUGACGGUAGCAGCUUAACAGAUGCAGAGACGCGCAAAGCUGGAGCAGCUGUCACUACAAUUUCAGAAAUUCUUUGGCAACAGUCCCUUCCCGUCGGAACUUCGGCCCAACGGGCGGAACUGAUUGCACUUACAAAAGCCUUACAACUGGCAAAAGACAAAACCGCUAACAUAUACACAGACAGCCGAUAUGCUUUUGCCACAGCCCAUGUACAUGGACAGAUAUACUAGGAGAGGGGCCUCCUGACUGCAGAAGGUAAGACCAUUAAAAAUAAACAAGAAAUAUUGAAUCUUUUGGCAGCAAUAUGGGAACCAAAAAGACUUGCUAUAAUACAUUGUCCCGGACAUCAAAGAGAUGAAACCCCAAUAGCCAAAGGAAAUAGACUCGCUGACCAGGCAGCCCGACAAGGCAGCCAUGGGAACUCCUACGCAGAAGGGAAGAAUUGGAUCGAAGAUGAAUACCAGCGAGUAUUCAUACCGGAAACUUUGGGAAAAACAUUGAUUCAUCGUCUACAUGAAGGGACCCACCUGGGUUCCACCAAAUUAUAUGAAUUAAUAAAACAACAUUUUCGAAUAGCAGGACUAAAGGAGAAGAUACAACAGAUUACAAGAAGAUGCGUGACUUGUGCUCAAGUGAACCAAGGAGCCAACAUCUCACACCAGGAUUUGAAGAGGUACCGGGGAAAUGAGGUUGCCCGAUUUUGGAAGAUGGACUUUACAGAAAUUAAGCCGGGAAAAUAUGGAUAUAAAUAUUUACUUACUGCCAUAGACACUUUUUCUGGAUGGGUGGAAGCCUGGCCGGUAAAACAAGAGACAGCCUCAAUAGUAGUAAGGAAAUUGUUGCAGGAAAUUUUACCAAGGUUUGGACUGCCGCUUCAGGUAGGGACAGAUAAUGGACCAGCGUUUACAGCGCAGGUCACACAGGGAGUUAGUAAGGCCCUGGGGAUAAGAUGGAAAUUACACUGCGCUUAUAGGCCCCAGAGCUCAGGACAGAUAGCAAGAAUGAAUAGGACUUUGAAGGAGACAUUGACAAAAUUAAUUACAGAGACCGGCCAAAAUUGGGUAGAUGUCCUCCCCCUGGCCCUCUUGAGGGUCCGAUGCACCCCUUAUAUGAAGGGAUUCUCCCCUUUUGAAAUUAUGUUUGGUGUUCCUCCUCCUCUUCUGCCUAGGAUUAGGGAAGAGCUCCAUCUGCUGGCAGAGAGGGAAAAUUUAAUCACUUCUCUUCUAGCUUUGCAACGGUUUCAAGACUUUAUUAAACCUUUGUUAAAAGAUGCUUUUACAUCACCCCCUGCUGUACCCCAUGCCUUACAGCCUGGAGACUUGGUCUGGGUGAAAAAACAUAACCCCCAGACGCUGGAGACCAAGUGGACAGGACCUCACCUCAUUGUGCUGACCACCCCGACCGCAGUCAAGGUUGACGGCGUGCGGACUUGGAUCCAUUACAGCAGGAUAAAGAAGGACCACACAGCGGGAGAGCCAGAAGGAGAACCUCCAACAUGGAAAGCCCAGGCUCAUCCGCAGGAUCCAUUGAAGCUGCGCAUUAUUCGCAAGUCUUGUUAAUAUGGGGACUAUUGAAAAUUUGGGGGGGAGGACCAAAUGGAGGAGGAAUCAUAUUGUUAGCAGAAGGGUACCCUUAUGUCUGGGAAUUGAGAGAUGGAAUUACGGGCCUCACUAUAACUAAAAAUGAAACCUCUUCAACUCGGCCCUGUUUGAGGUUCGAUCUUUGUGCUGUCGGGAACAGUCUUAGAGGUUAUGGCCACAAAGGCUACGGAAGAUUUGGAAGUCAACCCCAUGGCUGUGACAGCGCUGAGGUAACCAAAGCCCUUAGAAAUACCCAAUGGUACGCUUGCCCCAGGGAGGGAAGCCCAGAAUGUGCCCUGGAGGAAGAAUACUAUUGUGGAGCAUGGGGCUGUGAAACUUUGGCCCCAUGGGUAACUAAUAAGGACCCCGUUGAUCACCUUAUGGCGGGUUCAAAGUACCACCUGCAAAAACCCAAGGGAAUGUAAUCCUUUGGAGUUGUGUA